UCGUCGAGCCUCCUCACCCCCCGCACCAACUCUCGCCAUUGCCAGUCAAGCUCGCUAUAAGCAGCCAGAGAUUCAGGACAAGAGACCACGAUCCUAACACACAGCGUCUCUGUCAUCUUCGAUCGCGGCGGCACCAAAGGUCGCGACGUGGACGGCGAUGGACGCUCCGGCCAUGUUCACGCGCAAGCACGUCCCCGAGGACAUCGGCCUCCGGAACAUCGGCGUCGGCGAAGCGGAGGACGAUGGAGCCGGGGGCCAGGCCCAGCUGCACCGCGACGAGAAGCAGCACAAGCCGGUGCUGAAGAAGGUUAAGGAGAAGGUGAAGAAGAUCAAGAGCACCCUCGCUGGCCACGGCCACGGCCACGACGGUGAGCACGGCGGAGACGAGCGCAUGGGAGAGGAAGACGCAUAUGCCGGCAGCGACAGCAGCGAGGAGGGGGAGGAGGACGCGGUGGAGAGGGAGGCCGCGCUGGAGAAGGAUGGCUACAUGGAGGACAUCGAGGAUAAGCCCGUCGUCAUGGAGUCCGACCCCGACCCCGACCCCGAUGUGCACGGCGCGCCAAUGUACGAGUCGGCGAGGGCUCCGGCCGUGCAGGACCUCGUCGCCGAGUACGAUCAGCCGGCGUGGACGCCGGCCGUGCGAGAGGUGGAGGGCGACGGCGUCUCACCUAGGGUGCGGCUCGGUGACGUCGGCGGCCCCGUCGUCGAGGAUCCGGCCGCGCCGCGCUCCAAGACGCCCGCCGCACGAGAGGGUGAGGACAUAGGCACGACGCCCGUGGUGCAGCAGUUUGAGACCAUGAGCUUGUCCGACGGUCCGGCGCACGUGGGCGCGGCCAAGGAGGGCGCCAAAGCAGAGGAGUGGGAAGGCAAUGCCGCGGAUAUGGUGGGCGGUGUGGCCGGUGGCGCUAGCUACACGGACAGGCUCAAGAACGCGGCUGCCGGCACCACGGAGUACGGCAGGAAGCUAGCGAGCACGGUGUAUGAGAAGGUCGCCGGCGCCGGCACCGGCACCGGCACCGCUGUGGGCGUGGGGAAGCGCGACGACGAACGCACAGAGGCGGUGCCGGCGUCGAACACCCGCACGGACGCGGCGAGAGGCGCGGGGUACACGGACAACAUCAAGUCGGCGGCCGCGGGCACCACUGGGUACGGCAAGCAGCUGGCGUCCACCGUGUACGACAAGGUCGCCGGCGUCGGCACCGCCGUUGCGCCCAGCCGCCGUCAGCAGGAGGGCUCGGCGAAGGCGGAAGGCGCACACAGCGAGGCAAUGCCGGUGUCGGACACCGGCGCCGAGGAGUGGAAGGACGCCCCAGCCACUGUGGAGGAGGCCAACACCGAGUCGAGGCCGGGCUAUACGGACAAGAUCAGGUCCGCGGCUGCCGGCACAACGGAGUACGGCAAGCAGCUGGCGAGCACCGUGUACGAGAAGGUCGCCAGCGUCGGCACAGCCGUGGCGGGCAAGGUUCAGCAGGCCACGCAGUCGGCCGGCACGGCGACGCCCGGGGUCGGCGCGCAGCGGGACACGGGUGCCGCCGCCACGGCCACCCCCGGCGCCGGCGAGCAGGACAAGGGGGUGACCGUCACGGGGUACAUCGCCGAGAAGCUCCGGCCGGGCGACGAGGACCGCGCGCUGAGCGAGGCGAUCUCCGGCGCCGUGCAGCGGCGCAAGGACGACGCCGGGGACACGGUAGUGCAGCGCGUGCCGGCGCCCGGCCAGGCCGUCGCGUCGCUCACCGGCGGGAACCGGGUCUCCGAGACCGUACAGCCAACCACAGCCACAGGGGAAGACGUGAAGGAAGGGUAUGCGGCGGAGGCGCCCGUGAUCCGCGGGGAGGAGAUCGGCGGCGCGAAGCUGAACACGAAUGCCAUCUGAAGUGAUACGCAAGAGGAGAGCACGGCUGCUCUCUGAUUACUGUGUCAGGUUUGUGUACACGUGGAUGAUGUGGGUUGUGCUGUGGAGUAGCAGCUGGAAUAAACGUGCUGGUUGUGUUCGACGUGGUACGUUUUGGGUUUUACGUGGUGGUGUGAUCGUGUAUCCACAUGCUUUUUUACUCGUGUAUGUAUUCCGUUUAUAUAUGUUGAGAAUUGUUCUGUUUUUGUUGCGUUCGUACAGUCGCAUUCUAAAUCAUAUACUCAAUCUAUUUCGCGUUGC
This is a messenger RNA of Zea mays, 2152 nucleotides long. RefSeq names its product low-temperature-induced 65 kDa protein. The transcript is spliced from 5 exons. Gene Ontology annotation, biological process: response to stress; response to abscisic acid. The coding region runs from base 158 to 1873 and encodes 571 amino acids. Lineage: Eukaryota; Viridiplantae; Streptophyta; Magnoliopsida; Poales; Poaceae. The record is from RefSeq and is a predicted model, not a curated record.